GUCAACAUGUCGGACGAAGAGUUUAUGGUUGACGAUGACGAAGAAUAUGAUUUGGAGUAUUCUGAAGAGAGUAAUUCCGAACCAGAUGUGGAUCUGGAAAAUCAGUAUUAUAAUUCAAAAGCGCUGAAGGAGGAUGACCCUCGUGCUGCUCUGGAGAGUUUUCAGAAGGUUUUAGAACUGGAAGGAAAAGACAAAGGAGAAUGGGGAUUUAAAGCCUUGAAACAGAUGAUCAAAAUCAACUUUAAACUGGGUAAAUAUGAAGAGAUGAUGAAGCGAUACAAACAACUGUUGUUGUACAUCAAAUCAGCUGUGACACGGAACUAUUCUGAGAAGUCCAUCAAUUCCAUCUUGGACUACAUAUCUACGUCAAAACAGAUGGAACUUCUGCAGGAUUUUUAUGAAACUACAUUAGAAGCUCUAAAAGAAGCAAAAAAUGAGAGGCUUUGGUUUAAAACAAAUACCAAACUGGGAAAGCUGUACUUUGACAGAGGGGACUACGGCAAGCUACAGAAAAUAUUGAAACAGCUACACAUCUCUUGUCAGACUGACGAAGGAGAGGAUGAUCUGAAAAAGGGAACUCAACUACUGGAGAUAUAUGCCCUGGAAAUCCAGAUGUACACAGCACAGAAAAACAACAAGAAACUCAAGGCCCUGUACGAGCAGUCUUUGCAUAUCAAGUCUGCCAUUCCUCAUCCUCUUAUCAUGGGUGUAAUUAGAGAAUGUGGCGGAAAGAUGCAUCUCAGAGAGGGAGAAUAUGAAAAAGCUCACACUGACUUCUUUGAGGCAUUCAAGAAUUAUGAUGAAUCUGGAAGCCCAAGGAGGACCACUUGUCUGAAGUACCUGGUGCUGGCAAACAUGCUCAUGAAGUCAGGCAUUAAUCCAUUUGAUUCCCAAGAAACCAAGCCUUACAAAAAUGACAAUGAGAUCUUGGCAAUGACAAAUCUUGUUAGUUCUUACCAGAACAAUGACAUCAAUGAAUUUGAAAAGAUUCUUAAGAUGAACCGACGGAAUAUCAUGGAAGACCCAUUCAUCAGAGAACACAUAGAAGAUUUACUUAGGAAUAUUCGAACACAAGUGCUAAUCAAACUUAUCAAGCCCUAUACCAGGAUACAUAUUCCAUUCAUUUCAAAGGAACUGAACAUUGAUGUGACUGAAGUGGAAAAUCUGCUGGUGUCCUGUAUAUUAGACAACACAAUCAAUGGCCGUAUUGACCAGGUGAACCAGGUGUUGGAACUUGACCAGGAGGUGUCCGGAGUGGCCAGAUACAGAGCGCUGGACAUCUGGACGCAGCAACUUCAGACGCUUCAUCUCUCUGUGGUCAACAAGACGGCCUGACAUACGGCAACUGAAUGACCACCUUCCUGUGGUCAUUCAUGGCUGAACAGAGACACAGUUAUCCCAGCUGUGGGAGAAGAGUUUAUGUGACUCAGACUAAACAUUGUACUCUGGAGUUUACUGUAGGAGAGACAGCUUUUAAGACGACUGUGCCCUCACAAAGCACGUCAUCCUGUGGUUUUAAUAUGGCCACACUGUAUGAGGUUAGGGAAUUGUGGCAUAGGGAAUUCUAUGAUCUACGCUACAUGAUUUCCAGCUCCUGCCAAGGACAUUUAUGAUAAGAAUCUGUACUGCAUGCUCCUGAGUAGGUUGAUUUGAUUCCUGCCUCUCAUAUUAAAAGAGAAUACUUGGGGUGAAAGGGGUGGUAAAGCCGAUUGUCUCUACUUGUGUUGUACGCCUCGUCCUCACUUCACGUGGUUAAAAUAAAUAUAUGAGGGUAUGCCUAGACUUGAAAUAUGAUCUUCAAGUUUUGGGACAUUUUGUAUAAGAUGGCUGGAAUGGUGUCUGGUUUGAAAGAUUGGAAAUUUGAACAGGAUACUGCAGGGUAUGAAUGUUCCCAGUGUCAGUGAACUGUUGAUUUAGUUCAUCACGAGAAAUAAUACCACAUUAUGGCUUUAUGGUACCUGAACCCAACCUUUAAUACAGAUAUACAUGCAUGAUGUUUAUUAUUAUUAUUUAUAAUAAUGUUAUUCUCUUGUUAAAAUGAGAUGAUA
Messenger RNA from Liolophura sinensis, 2048 nucleotides. Its product is annotated as COP9 signalosome complex subunit 2. The transcript is spliced from 13 exons. Gene Ontology annotation, molecular function: protein binding. Bases 7 to 1335 code for a protein of 442 amino acids. The record is from RefSeq and is a predicted model, not a curated record. NCBI's taxonomy places the organism in Eukaryota, Metazoa, Mollusca, Polyplacophora, Chitonida, Chitonidae.